GUGACGCCGGAGGGGCGAGCCUUGCGUCAUGGCCAUCAGCGGGGCAGAGCGGCUCCAGCAUGCCAAAGGAGUCGCCUGGAGACUGGCAGCGGGUCUGGAGGACGUCGGCAAAGAAACACAAUGGAAAUACUGACAAUAUAAGAAUUAUACAAAUUCAGGAUGGGCCCAGAUGUCCCUCUACUGAACGACUACAAACAAGAAUUUUUUUGGAAGCGGUUUCCACAGACAAUACUAGGAGGGCCACGUUUCAAACUUGGAUACUGUGCUCCACCUUACAUCUAUGUUAACCAGGUCAUCUUGUUCCUGAUACCAUGGGUUUUUGGUGGUAUAGGAACUGUUCUUUACCAGCUAAGUACAUUGGAAGAUUACUGGGCAUCAAUUCUUGCUGCAGGUUUGAUGCUGCUGGCAGCUUUCAUUGUUCAAGGCAUGAAUCUGUGGGUGAGACGGAACAGUGUGGCUGUCGAAACAUUCACUCCAGAAAAUACUUUGGCAGAUGAAGAUGAAUUUGAUUUUUCCAGCUGUGCUGGGUCUGAAACAGUAAAAUUCAUCAUACCUGGAAAAAAAUAUUUGAUCAAUACAGUUUUUCACUCCAUUCUGGCUGGAGCACUAUGUGGCCUUGGAACAUGGUAUUUAUUGCCUAACAGGUUAAUGAUGCUAUAUGUCAACACAGGAGUAACUGCUGUGCUUUUUAUUUUUGGUUGGGUGACAGUGUGCAUUGGAGAAUAUUCAUUAAUAAUAAAUACUGCUGUAGAGACUGCUACAUUCCAACCACAAGAUACAUAUGAAAUCAAUGCACUUACUAGACCCCUUUAUAUUUUUGCCUUCGUUGCAGUGGAUCUUGCCUACAGGUUUACUGUGAAUCCAAUCCUGCUUCAAACAGCUCAGAUUUUGCACAUUAUUUUUGUAUUUCUGCCUGUUCUUUGGGCAAUUGGUAUUUUGCCUCCUGUGGAUGCACUUGUCUUAUGGGUUUUAGAGCAAGUCUUGGAAUUUGUAUUUGGAGGUUCACCCAUGGCAACCAAUGUAAGGCUGUUGGUUAUAUUUACUCUGUCAGCUGGAGUGGUGAUCGCAACAUUCUUUAUUCCCGACUCUCUUGGUGUAGUUCUCUUCACAACUGGAAUGGGAUUUAUUCUUAGCCUUGAUCUCAGUCAGAUAGAGACUUCAUUCAGAUUCUGCUGCAGGACAGCUGAUGCUUCUUUAGAAUAUCCUAAAGAUCGUAGUCAUCAAAUUGGAUGGCAGUUUGGCUGGAAAAUAAUCUUGAUUUAUAUUAGUCUUCUUAUAAUGAUACUUGCUGAAGCUGGAUUAUUGCAUUUCUUUGCAAGAAAUUCAACUACAUCUGGAAUAAGUCCACAGACCAUAUUAAGCUAUAUCUUAAUAGUAACAUUAGUAGGAUGGAAGAUUUGCCAAGAAGUUCAAGGUGCAUUUAUUUUUGGAUUACUUCGGAAUCCUUUCUUUCCUAAAGGCAUACGAACUGUUGAAGUAUUUAAGCAGAAACGAGCAAUAUUGAUGAAGGCUAGCUUGAUUCAAAGGAUUCUUCUCAAUUUUGUCUCUCCAUUUGCCAUGUUAGCCUUUCUUUCAGUGGAUUCUUCACUACAGUAUCUCCACACAGCAUCCCUUUGUAUUGGAUUCACACGAGCUUUUCGCAUGGUAUGGCAAAAUACAGAGAAUGCACUAGUGGAAGUGGUAGUGAUAGCAAUUGUGCGACUUGCCACAUUGCAUUCAAGUUUAUUGUGGUGGAACAGUUUGGGCACAGGAAUUCAACUUUUAAUGGUUGGUAUUAUACGAGAUCGCUUCUUUCAAGCAAUUACCAAGCUCAAGUUUGCUUUGACUGUACUUAUCUCCUCUUGGACAGAGAAGAAGCAACGUCGCAAAUCUUCUAGUGCCAUAAUCAUUUUGAACAUUAUCUUGUUUCCAGUUGUACUGACGAUCAUUGCUCUUGCUUCAGUGCUUUCGGCCCCUUUACUUCCGCUGUUUACACUUCCAGUGUUUAUGGUGGGAUUCCCACGACCUAAUAAAAGCUGGCCUGGAUCUGUGGGUGCUGCUGCAUGUAUAUGUCCUGAUUCAGUAUACUACCAGCAUAUGAAGCACAACCUGGCUGCAGCAUUUUGUACAGCAUUUUCUGCUGGUAGCUUGGGAAAUCCAACACCUGGCUCUCAUUACCUGUGUCGCUUUCAGGACCGUCUAGUGUGGGUCUUGAUUUUGGAAAGGGGUUUUGGUUACUGCUGUAUUAACAUUAAGGGUUUAGAGUUACAAGAAACUUCGUGCCACACUGCAGAAGCUCGACGAGUGGAUGAAGUGUUUGAAAUGAGCUUUGAACAAAAUGAACAAGCAAGAACCUGCCCUUUAAAUCAACAUUUUAGCAACAUCUUGACUCCAUCCACUGUACUACCAGUGCAGGUUUACUCUGAUGCACGGAAUGUAUUAACAGGAAUCAUUGACUCUCUGGAAAAUUUAAAACAUAUAAAGGAAGAUUUUGCUAAAGUUUUUAUAUGGGUACUUUUACAUUACAUAAAUAAUAAAUCAAAAUCUGAAAAUGUUCAAGACAAUCAGCCGCUACAACAAAAUACAACCUGGUUAGAAGAGAAUACAGUUACUUCAAUGCAAACUGAAUCUUCUAAAGGUCCUAAAGAUUCCUUUAGUAUAAAUUCAGAAAUAUUUCAUGACUGGUCAGAUGAAGAUAUAUUUGACCUGGAGUCCAUAGGAAAAAAGACUGGAAUACGUCUAGCUAAAACCUCUACAGGUAUGCAGCAAAUGACAACAGAACCUGUUAUAACAUCCAUCCCUGGGAGCCUUGAAACGCAAAGCUUAUCCUCUGAUAUAAAUGAUGAAGAAUUACCAAAAAGAACACCCAUGUAUGGACUUCCUGCUACUGAUAAAGGAAAACAGAUAUUAAUGGAAACAAAUACCCAUGAAAUGAUCCCAGUGGUUGUUUUCAGUUCUCCUUACUCACAUAAGCUAAAAGUGCCAGAGAAUUGGCAAUCAGGGCCUUUCUCGCCUCUACUGCUUCAAGAAUUGUUGAAAUCCUUUCCUGAGGAUUGGUAUUCAUUUGUUCUUGGUCUUUUGGAUGUUUUCCACUCUGACGAAAAACGUUCCAUUAUCUUUGAAGUGAUAGGAGAUACAACUUUGAAGGAUAUGUAUUCCCAUGUGGUAAUGACUUGUUACGGUGUCAUGUUAGGAACUGACUCCAUAAUCCCGAGCCCCAAUCAGAUCUUCAAGGUGUAUUCUGGUGAUAUACCAUGGUCUUUGGGUUUAGAUUGGUUGACUCAAAAACCAGAGCUGCUUACACUUGCAUUAAAGGCAUUCAGAUAUACCUUCAAACUGAUGUUUGACAAAGCCAGUCUAGGUCCAGUUGAAAGUUUUGCUGAAUUAGUGAAUUACCUGGAAGAAUAUGAUAGAAACUGGUUUAUUGGAAUGGUAUCAGAACCACAGUGGCAGCAGUCAGUGCUACAGGAGAAACCGUAUCUUUUUUCUUUGGGCUAUGACCCUAGUCUGAGCUUGUAUACAGGACGUGUGCUGUCACUUCAAGAAAUGUUAUUGCAUGUUGGACAGUUAAAUGCAGAAGCAAUAAGAGGUCAGUGGGCCAAUUUGUCUUGGGAGCUACUGUAUGCCACAAAUGAUGAUGAGGAACGAUACAGUAUACAAGCACAUCCUGUGUUACUGAGAAACUUAACAGUGCAGUCAGCUAAUCCUCCACUUGGCUAUCCCAUCUUUUCAUCGCCACCAAUCCAUGUGUCUUUAUUUUAAAUGUAAUUUAAAGUACUAAUCAAUCAGAACUGAGCUAUUACUACAGAAACAGUUAAAAUAAAAUGUUGCCCUUGCACUUUGGUAUAGAUUCAAAAUGAACUAAUGUGAUUAAGUGCACUGCUUGAAAGCAUAUAUCAACUAUGCAAAAAUAAUAGUUUAUUGCCAGGAUAAUUUUAAAAUUUGUAUCUUCCAAGUUUUUAAUUAAUGGGUUUUGUAUACUUGGAAAGAGAAGUUGAGGGGAAGGUGCAGCUGAGAAAUUAAACAGGAUUGCAGUCCUGCUACUUCUGGAAAGUACAUGUGAACUGUGGGAUUGUGCUCAACUGUAAUCCCUUUGUGUUAUUGAAGUAUGCUAACAUUUGGGUUAGGAAAAUGAAGAAUAAGAACUAAGAAACUGUAUUUCAGCAUGUGCCAUCAUCUUUGAAGAGAAGUAUGUAGUUCAAUGUCUUUUCUACAAGUAUUUUAAUAUUAAAUCCUAAAAUGAUGCAAGUUUAUUUAAGACACGAGAAUGAGGAAUUUUAAAUCUCAUUUCCAAAGAUGUCAUUACAUUACACCAAAUAUAAGAAUUGUAAGAAACAGCUGUUAAGUUUCUUUAUCAUUUUUUCUUUCAAAAGAAAGCAAACCUUUGCCAUGAAUUACCAAUACCAAAAAUGAUCUUUUAUCCAUUCCAUUUUUGAUGAAAUGCAUCUUGGUUGAGUUUUAGGGGAAGUAUUCUAAUUCAAGAUGACACAAAUUUAACCGAGAUUUUGGAGAUGUCGCUGAGGUUAAAAUCUAAUAUUAAUAUCCUCUGGCACACUGAAAUUGAAUUAAAUCAUGUACCUAUUUGUUCCUUUUUUUUAAAAAAGAAUUUUUAUUUGGAAGCAAGAAUUUAUAGUAGUAAUGCAAAUUAAGUAUUGUUUACUAUUUCCCUAAACUUAUUUCAAAGCCUAGUACAAUGUUGAUGUAGUGAAUUGGUACUACAUCUUUGAAUAAUUGCCACUUUCUGAUCUGAGCUAUGCUGUGGUAUUCAUCUACAAUCUGAGAGGAAAAAUCUGAAGAUUCCUAGAUGGGUACCACACCACCUGCUGCUAUCACAUGCCAAACAAAAAUGCUGAAAUCAACCUGAGAUUAAUAGGGGAGUCAAAUUAAUGCAUCAGAAUGGAAAUAAUGCACUAAAAAUUACAUAACUCAGCAAAAUUAUAAAGCAGGGGUAGUAGAGUGCCAGAAAAUGUGCAUACAAACAUUUCAGAACAUUUUUUUAAUGUUGAACCACGCAAGAAGUAAUAUUCAGCAUUAUUAAUAGUGCCUUUUUAAGUGUUGCACAAGAUGAAUUGUUAAAUAAAUCUUAUUUCAUUAUCCAGUUAACACAGGAUUUUAUUGUAAGCUGUUUUUUAACGAGUUCUGUUUUUCAGAAAUGAGCAAUAAAUUUUCAAAUCAAAUUUAUUAGAAUUGUAGAUUUGUGUAUAUUGAAAUUACAAUGAAGAUGUGUAUAAAUAUUUCAACUUUGACUUUUCUAGGUUCAUGUUGGAAAACCUUUUGUUUCUUGAACCUAAAAAUUAAAUCUUUUAUCUAU
Molecule: messenger RNA, 5290 nt
Organism: Pristis pectinata (smalltooth sawfish)
Lineage: Eukaryota; Metazoa; Chordata; Chondrichthyes; Rhinopristiformes; Pristidae
Gene: pcnx4
Product: pecanex 4
Exons: 11
Coding region: 160-3741 (1193 amino acids)
Cellular component (GO): membrane
Source: RefSeq, a predicted model, not a curated record